GUGUGUGUGUGUGUGUGUGUGUGUGUGUGUGUGAAUAAACUACAAUUAUUAUGAGUUGGCAGUCAAGCACACAAGAAUGGAAAAGAAUGAGGAUCUUUGGGGCUGGUAAUGUUGCAAGGAUGUUGCAGCAAGUACCAGUGCAUGAAAGAAGACAAGCAGCAGACUCAUUAUCAUCAGAGGCUCAUUGGAGAAUACAAGAUCCAGUUUAUGGUAGUGUUGGAAUCAUAAGCAUGCUUCAACACCAGAUCCACAUGGCUCAAAUAGAACUUGCCACAACUCAAGCCCAAAUAUCCAUCUACACCAAUCAUCAUCAUCAUCAACAACAACAACAACAACAACAACAACAGGAAACUUUAUCUCCAGAUUCAACAUUUAUGGAUCUCCAACAUCUGCCUGAUUUGUUAUAAAAAUAAUAAAAAUAAUAAUAAUGAACAAGUUCUUCCUUGGUUUUUAAUAAUAUCCUUUUAUUUAUCCUUGUUUCUGAUAGCAGUGCAAAAAAGGAAAAUUAGUAUCUUUGUACAUCAAUAAUAAGAAUAAAAAUUUAUGAUAGGAAAUUGAUUGAGAUAACAAGCAUGGAUAUACACUAAAGUUCUAUGUCAGGAAUUAGGAUAUACAAUGCUAUCAAUGACGGCGAAAGGGAAUGAAAAAAAAAA
Molecule: messenger RNA, 653 nt
Organism: Dioscorea cayenensis subsp. rotundata (Guinea yam)
Lineage: Eukaryota; Viridiplantae; Streptophyta; Magnoliopsida; Dioscoreales; Dioscoreaceae
Product: LOB domain-containing protein 12-like
Exons: 3
Coding region: 51-407 (118 amino acids)
Source: RefSeq, a predicted model, not a curated record